UCAAAAUUUCUCAAUUCCACACCCCUUAGAUGAACGACACCAAGGCUUCUCAUCAAAACAGUCAAUCAUCGUCUCCACCAAUACCAGGACUUUGCAGUCACCCCUCCAUUGCUUAGCUCUGAUCCCAUCCCCAAGUGGUCUUUUUUCACGUGGUUCAUCUUCUUCUACCAAACUCUUCUUCCAUUUCACUCCACACCCACAUCCCAAAACGUCAAAUUUCCACAACCCAAACACCCAAAAGCGACAAUCAUUCUAGCCAUGGCUUCCGAUUCUCCAGUCGCAAUCCAAGAAGACGACCCAACAAAAGCCACGACAGCUCUUCUCUCCUUCAACACAGACUCUUCUUCCUCAAAAUCCCCUCGCAAACUCACCACAACAAUCGUCUUCAUCUCCCUCGUCCUCCUCUCCUGCAUUGCACUCUCCGCCGCCGUCGCCUUCGCCUUCCUCUUCUUCUCCGCCCCCAAAACGACAAUCCAUUCCUCGUCGUUUUAUUCUCGCCCCCUAAAAAAGCUCAACCACCCGGUGGUUCUCCUGAUCUCUUCAGACGGCUUCCGGUUUGGGUACCAAUACAAGACCUCUCUGCCGAAUAUCAACCGUCUGAUCGCCAACGGGACCGAAGCUGAACUGGGUCUGAUCCCGGUUUUCCCAACCUUAACUUUCCCGAAUCACUACUCCAUAGUCACCGGUCUUUACCCUCCUUAUCACGGCAUAAUCAACAACCAUUUUGUUGAUCCGCACACCGGCGAGUCCUUCACCAUGAAGAGUCACGAGCCCAAGUGGUGGCUCGGCGAGCCGUUGUGGGAGACCGUGGUCAACCAUGGCUUGAAAGCGGCGACCUAUUUCUGGCCCGGUUCCGAGGUAAACAAAGGCUCUUGGACUUGUCCUAAAGGUUAUUGUAGAAAUUAUAAUGAGUCUGUGCCGUUUGAGGAAAGAGUUGAAAUUGUUUUGGAGUACUUUGAUUUGCCUAGUGAUGAGAUUCCUGUUUUCAUUACUCUUUAUUUUGAGGACCCUGAUCAUCAGGGGCAUCAAGUGGGGCCCGAUGAUCCUGAAAUCACUGAGGCUGUGAAGAGGAUUGAUGGUCUGAUUGGGAGGCUGAUUGAGGGUCUGGAGAAGAGAGGUGUUUUUCAGGAUGUUAGUGUGAUUUUGUUGGGGGAUCAUGGGAUGGUUGGGACUUGUGAUAAGAAGUUGUUUUUUCUGGAUGAUUUGGCUCCUUGGAUUGAGAUUCCAAGUGAUUGGGUGCAAUCUUAUACUCCGUUGCUCGCAAUCCGCCCGAAGGGUGUUGACCCGAAGGACGUUGUUGCGAAAAUGAAUGCGGGGUUGGAGUCGGGGAAGGUUGAGAAUGGGAAGCAUUUGAGAGUUUACCUUAAGGAGGACCUUCCUAGUAGGCUGCAUUAUGCUGCGAGUGAUCGAAUCCCGCCUAUAAUUGGGUUACUUGAAGAAGGGUUCAAGGUUGAACAAAAGAGAACCGAGAAGAAAGAGUGCGGCGGAGCACACGGUUAUGAUAAUGAUUUCUUUUCCAUGAGAACCAUAUUUAUUGCUCAUGGCCCUCAGUUUGCAAGAGGGAGAAAGAUCCCGUCUUUCGAAAACGUGCAGAUUUACAACUUGGUCACCACAAUUCUCAACAUAAAGGGUGCACCCAACAAUGGAUCUUUAUCAUUUCCUAGUUCUGUUCUUUUGGCUAGCCCUUGAUAUUUGUUAUUUAGCAACAAGGUGUUUCUGGAUUCUGGAAUGGAAUCAGCAUCCCAAAUUUUUUAACUGUUGCUCGCCGUGUGUGAUCAUGUGCAAUGAGGUCAUCAUACUCAUGAACAUGAAGAUGGUGAUGCUUUUGCUUUGCAGAUAGGUAAGAGUAUUGGCUUGGUCUUAGAAUCCCGUGAUUUAGCCUUGACGAGAACUCAAUUUCCACUCCAAGAACUGUCCCAUUAUCUCUGUAAUUGAUUAAAGUGGACACCAAAAUGCUUUGAAAAAUAUAUCAUAAGGCAGAACAAUAUUGCUGUUUCCAAUCUUGACAUUGUAUUAAAUGUAUCAAUUGUGUGACUUUAGUGCAUGACUAAAUCAGCAUCUUUGGAACUGAAGUUAUUAACUGCUUUUAUGACAUUAAGUCAAAGGUUCUAUUACUAGAUCAAGCAUUGUACAUAUGUCUAAUGUUUUCCCCUAAUUUC
This is a messenger RNA of Morus notabilis, 2159 nucleotides long. Its product is annotated as venom phosphodiesterase 2. The record is from RefSeq and is a predicted model, not a curated record. The coding region runs from base 259 to 1689 and encodes 476 amino acids. Lineage: Eukaryota; Viridiplantae; Streptophyta; Magnoliopsida; Rosales; Moraceae. Gene Ontology annotation, cellular component: vacuole. The transcript is spliced from 2 exons.